Tyto alba (common barn owl) is the source of this 2398-nucleotide messenger RNA. RefSeq names its product sterile alpha motif domain containing 3 (gene SAMD3). Gene Ontology annotation, molecular function: protein binding. The record is from RefSeq and is a predicted model, not a curated record. Lineage: Eukaryota; Metazoa; Chordata; Aves; Strigiformes; Tytonidae. Bases 187 to 1779 code for a protein of 530 amino acids. The transcript has 13 exons.
CGCUGUGGACCAGAUCCUGAUGAGGUUUGUGUGGGUGAAUCCUCAUGUUAGCCUGGAGCUCACUUCAGGCUCAGGGUCGUGUUUUAUAAGGAAUGAGGCUGUCUCUUAGAGCAGAGGGAAAGCAGAGGAGGUGAAGAGAGGGAUUUAAGAAAGCUGCUACUUCCAACAGCAUUGUAACACCUGAAGAUGGAAAGUUGGUCGGUUGAUGAAGUCUGCAACUGGUUGACACAGAGAAAUCUAGGAGAACUAGUUCCUAAGUUUCGUGAAGAAGAAGUAAGUGGAGCAGCUCUUCUGGCUCUUAAUGAUCGUAUGGUGCAGCAGCUGGUGAAGAAGAUUGGGCACCAGGCAGUGCUGAUGGACCUGAUUAAUAAAUACCAGCAACAAAGAAGUGGGCUAGAACCCCUUGCACAUUCUUGUGAAACAACUUCUCCAAAAUUUCCAGAAGUAAUCUGUGGGGCUACAGACAAACAGAUGUUAAAUUCUUCUGGUCCUGUGGAGCAGAAAAAAUACCUGUGCUCAAGUGAAAGUGAAGAAGGACUUAUUGAUCACAGAGUACUAAAGCAAAAAAGAAAUCAGAAAUCAUUUUUUGCAAGAUACAAGACAUUGCAGUGGACAAGUUCUUAUGCUUUGCCAGACUUCCCUUACGAUGUCAAGUGCAUAUUGGCAGAAAAAAAAUGCCCUGAUCACAGUAUGAGAAUAAGGAUUAUUGAAUUUUUACAAGCAGACAUGACAAAAUACCUAGAAGGAUCACUGUAUCCGAACAGUCAGCAAUAUAACAUUGUUGUCAGUGCUCUGCUGCAGGCGUACCCGUUCCUUGAUGAAGAUGGGAAUGGCUUUUUACUGUGGAAACGGGCCCUUAAAGAUCGUUUCAAAUAUGUGCGGAGACCCAUUGAAGAUGAUGAGCAAGUCCUGAGGAACAAAUGCAAGUUUGGCCACAGGCGAGGACAGACCAGGAAAUCUUCAUUUGCUGAAAACAAACCUGAUGAUGUCCAGGUUCAGGGAGAGGAAGAACCUGUUCAUCUUGAAGGCAGUGCAAUGGAUAUACAUAUUAAGUGGCUUAAGCAAGAAUAUAUGAAAACUCAGAGGGACUGGAAAGAAGUGGAUAACAGAAUGAAUGUGACAAUAGAAAUACGGAGAAAGAUGAUCAGCGAUAAGGCACCUUUAAAAGACAUUCUUAGACUAUUUCCUUUCUUAAGAUGCCCUUAUCAGCUUUUUAGGGAGUUCCAGCUUCUCACACACAUGGAUAUUUAUAAGAAAACAGUUGAGAUUUUGGAGAUUUAUUCGGAAAACAUAUUAUCUUUGUAUGUGGUGAGGAAUAAUCCAAUUAACAUUAUGCUACAAGAAAAUCUGAAGCGGCACACAAAGGAAGAUAUUCUGAAAUAUAUGAAAAUGACUGCUGCGUGUUUACUUCUGCCAGAUGUCUUUGGAGAUGAUUCCAGUCUGUUCGCUGCAGUGAAUGAGGAGGUAAAAGCAGUGACACCAGUGUUGGAAGUAAAAAAUCCCUUCAAUGUGAAUUCAUGUGAGUUUGCGCUAUACGUGGAAAGGGAACAGCUAGCCCAGCUUGAUGACUGCACCAUGGCCCUGGCCGCGCUGGUGGCUGCAUUUCAUGUGUUCGAUAUCCCGUGCCCAAAGAGAAUCCACAGGACGCUGAACUUCCUGGAGUCCCUGGUCUUUGAGGUACCAGUCACCUACAUGAUCUGGAAGGGGCACAGAGAGUUCUUGAAAUCUCGAGGAACUCCAGCCAAAGAACAGCCUAGCAAAAUCUGUGGGAAGAUGUAAAAAUCUCCCAGCUCUGCGCAACAGAAACGCUCUGCUUGUUCUCAGCUCUAAAGGCUGAGCAACUGCCCACCGCAGUGCUAAGAAGAGGGCUGCCAAAACUCUUGAUCCAACUCUCUCUCCUUGCAGAAGUAACAUUCUGGAACAGUCCUUGGUAUACAAGUAGCUAGGCUGUCUCUCAUUUAAAGUGCAUCUGGUUUACAUCUUACGUAUAUAUACCAAGUGCAAUGACUUUCCCUGACAAAUCCUUAGAAUAAUCCUCCAAGAAAGAAGGUUGCCUCACCUAAGUACCUGAUGGUGGGCACCUGCAGCCUGCUAAUGACCCAGUGAGAUGCGUGCAUUUUAUACCUAGGAUGUGCCAAUGCACCACUUGCAUUUAAGUAUCCUUUUCCUCUGUGCUUUGUCUUUCCCCCUAUGCCUUAUUCAUUUAUGAAUCAGAUUUUCCAACUAGGAAGUAGUGAUUGAAAUAAUUCUCCCACCAUUGGGAAACAAACCUGUGUUGAAUAUGAAGCCAGAGUAGCAGUCCUAGCUUUAGCAUACUGUUUUUCUCCGCUGUUGUGGUAACUAUACUGGAGACUGGCACAUGCAGACUUGAAUGAAUGUAUUUUCUUUUUUGCUAAUG